GGGGUGUUGCCUACUGCUCCUACCUCAUGGCCGAUCUUUCCAUCUUCCUGAUGCAUCUGCCUGAGCUUCGAGCUUUGUGGCUGGUGUCAAGAGGGGAGUCUGUAUGGAGACGCUUUGGGAACCGAUGUCAAAUGCUCAACAAAUGUUCUGUGAAGUUCGGUCUACGGCAGGUUGGAAAAGGAGCAGAUUAAAGGAAUAAAACAUAGCCCGCACAGUUUUGGAGAGCACCUGCCAGCUGGGACUCCGUUCUGCCAUCCGAGGGGGCGUCCAAGAAACAGAAUACAUGGUACUUGUAAAGGUAAUCUGGUGUUGAAAGCUGGUCAGAAAAGAUCUCCCUGAGAAAGUGAGGUCUGAAGGAAGGGUGGAUGGGAGUCAGCCAAGUGAAGAGGACGCGUCGAGUGUACGGGACAGAAAGAUCCGCCUCUGUGAACUCCAACCAUUGGGAAAGAACAUGACAUGUAUGAAGAAUUCAAAGAAGCCAUUGGGGGAAAAGAGUGAAAAGCUAGUGCUGGAAGAAACUGCCUAUGAAGAAAUCGAAAGGGAUUUUCAGGAUGUUCUCAGUGAACUUUCAGGGGACAAAAGUCUGGAUAAAUUUCGAAUUGAAUAUGAGAAGCUUCAUGCUGUCAUGAAAAAGUCUUAUGACAAUGAAAAGCGCCUGAUGGCCAAAUGCAGAGAGCUAAACGCAGAGAUUGUGGUUAAUUCCGCGAAGGUCGCCACUGCCCUGAAGCUCUCCCAGGAUGAUCAGACCACCAUUGCGUCCCUGAAGAAGGAAAUUGAAAAGGCCUGGAAGAUGGUGGACUCGGCCUACGACAAAGAGCAGAAGGCAAAGGACACGAUCCUUGCCCUGAAAGAGGAAAUAGUGAACCUCACCAAACUAGUGGAGCAGGGGUCUGGACUGUCCAUGGACCAAGAUAGCAAUAUCCGAGAUUUACUGAAGUUCAAAGAAGAAGUGACCAAGGAGCGAGACCAGCUCUUGUCAGAAGUGGUGAAGUUACGAGAGUCCUUAGCUCAGACCACUGAACUGCAACAGGAAACAGAGCGAAGCAGAGAAGAGGCGGAGCAGACCAUCAGUCAGUUCCAGCAAGAAAUCCAGCAACGUCAGAACGAAGCUUCACGGGAGUCUCGGAAGAAGGAAAAACUAGAGAAGGAGCUCAGGCAGGUCCAGAUGGACAUGGACACCAGGCAGACAGAAAUUAAGGCCCUCCAGCAGUACGUGCAGAAGAGCAAGGAGGAGCUUCAGAAGCUGGAGCAGCAGCUGAAGGAGCAGAAGAUAUUGAAUGAAAGAGCCGCAAAGGAACUGGAGCAGUUUCAGAUGAGAAAUUCUAAACUUCAGCAAGAGAAUGAACAACACAGUUUGGUUUGCGAGCAGCUAUCCCAGGAAAACCAACAGAAGUCUUUGGAGCUCAAAGCCAAAGAGGAGGAAGUCCAUCAGAUGCGGGUUGACAUUGGGAAGCUCAACAAAAUCAGAGAACAAAUCCAUAAGAAACUGCACCAGAUUGAAGAUCAGAAGUUAGAAGUGGAACAGCACAGGGAAACUCUAAAAAAUCAGAUCUUGGGAUUAGAGAGAGAGGUGGAGGCUUCAAAGAAACAAGCAGAACUUGAUAAGAAAGCGAUGGAUGAGCUUCUGAGAGAAAGGGACAUAUUAAAUAAGAAUAUGCUUAAGGCGGUCAGUGCGACCCAGAAGCAGAUAGACCUGGUAAAGCUCCAUGAGCAAGCCAAGAGGAACCUGGAGGAAGAAAUCCAGAACUACAAAGAUGAGGCUCAGAAGCAGAGAAAGAUCAUCUUUCAGCUGGAAAAGGAGCGAGAUCGGUACAUCAAUGAAGCCAGUGACCUUACCCAAAAGGUCCUCAUGAACAUGGAAGACAUAAAAAUCCGUGAAAUGCAGAUUUUUGACUACAGGAAAAAAAUCGCUGAAUCAGAGACUAAGUUAAAACAACAACAGAACCUGUAUGAAGCCGUGAGGUCAGACAGAAAUCUGUAUAGCAAAAAUCUGGUUGAGGCUCAGGAUGAAAUAACAGAAAUGAAGAGAAAAUUGAAGAUUAUGACCCAUCAGGUAGAUCAGCUGAAAGAAGAAAUCUCAGCCAAAGAGUCAGCCCUUGUGAAGCUGCACCUGGAACAGCAGCGGAUAGAAAAGGAGAAGGAAACUCUGAAGGCUGAGCUGCAGAAGCUAAGACAACAAGCUCUGGAGACCAAACACUUCAUUGAAAAGCAGGAAGCGGAAGAGAGAAAACUCCUGCGAAUCAUCGCUGAGGCUGAUGGGGAGAGGCUGAGACAGAAGAAGGAAUUAGACCAGGUCAUCAGCGAGAGAGAUAUCCUCGGGUCUCAGCUUGUCCGGCGUAAUGAUGAGUUGGCUUUGCUCUACGAGAAGAUCAAGAUCCAACAGUCUGUGCUGAAUAAAGGCGAGAGCCAGUACAACCAGAGGGUGGAGGACAUGAGAAUUCUCAAACUUGAGAUUAAGAAACUUCGCAGAGAAAAGGGGAUUCUUGCCAGGAGUGUGGCUAAUGUCGAUGAACUCAGGCAGGAGCUUUUCCACAUGCAAAGAGAAUUCUUGAAGGAGAGGACACGAUGUCGAGCCCUGGAGGAGGAGCUGGAGAACCCCAUGAACGUGCACAGAUGGAGAAAGCUUGAGGCCAGUGACCCCAGUACCUUUGAGCUGAUACAGAAGAUCCACACCCUGCAGAAACGUCUCAUCAGCAAGACGGAAGAGGUGGUUGAGAAAGAGCUUCUCCUGCAGGAAAAGGAGAAACUGUAUGUGGAGCUGAAGCACAUCCUGGCUCGACAGCCUGGUCCGGAGGCCGCCGAGCAGCUACAGAUCUAUCGCCACACGCUGCGGGAAAAGACAAAACAGCUGAAAGUUUUGUCUUCAGAGCUGAAUAUGUAUGAAUCACAGAGCCAAGAAUAUAAAUACGAGAUCGAGAAACUUACCAAUGAACUGAUGAACUUGAAGAAGAAAUACCUAGCCCAGAAACGUAAAGAAUACAUUCAGAAAAAUAAGGACAGAGUACCCAUGGAUAACACCUUCUCAAUGGCCAAGCCAACUGGCCCUCGUUUUACUGGGGGUGGAUUUCCCCUCAACAGACCAUCCCAAGUGAAGUCCUAGCCCAAAGCUCUUGGCUGGGUGCAUUUGAACAGCUCAUGACAUUCGCUUUGGAACAUUUUGGAGGAAUCUCUUUCAAAUCUCUUGGAUCCCAAAUAUUUAGAGAAAUCAGUGCUCAAAUUCCAGGAUAAAAAGAAAUGCAAAACUAUCAUCGUCCUGUCCAUAUUAGAGUGAUGACAUUCUACUUGGUCCUCAUGGCUAUUAACAGACUGUAAUUGUAUCAUUCAAUUAAGCUAAUGCAUUGCAAAAAGCCAAUCUUUUGUGACUACCACACCGAUUGAUUUGAAAGGCACCACAUUGCCAAGCACUCAGUAGAGAUGAAAUUUUGGAUCUGAAUUUCUCUGUUAUAAAUAUUGGUGUAUAUGCUUUACAUUUAAAAAUAUUUUCAAAAUGCAGUGCGUUUCUUAUUAAUAAGAAUCUAUUAAUUAUUCCUCAUUAACAAGUCAUGGCAUGAGGUGAGAAAAAAAAGGACAAACUCUCAAAUAUUUAAAACGUGUUUUGAGAAUGAUUUCUAUGUGGAAUUUCUUUUCAGGCCUGGGGUAUGAAAAUCUAUUC
Messenger RNA from Neogale vison (American mink), 3652 nucleotides. It is a transcript of the gene CFAP58, whose product is annotated as cilia and flagella associated protein 58. NCBI's taxonomy places the organism in Eukaryota, Metazoa, Chordata, Mammalia, Carnivora, Mustelidae. The transcript has 19 exons. Gene Ontology annotation, cellular component: cytoskeleton. The coding region runs from base 452 to 3100 and encodes 882 amino acids. The record is from RefSeq and is a predicted model, not a curated record.